AGACGCAAAUGUGAUUUACUCGACAUUCGUAAUACGGUGCACGUGUGACGUUGCAGUUUUGGUGACCAAGUAUCUGAACAUAUGUUUAUAUUUGAAUUGGGAUGAUCCAUGUUUUUUUACACCGAUACAACAACGUCGUGAUAAUCAGCAGGACAAGCUUUGUGGUCGUUAGAUUGAUGAGAGACUCCAAAUGAAAUUUGAAGCUGUAAAUUGUAUCCAGUAUCGUUUGAAGCGCGGCCUGCCAGCGAUGUUACGCGCACAUUUGCGUGCACAGGAGCGCCGCUCAAUCUCAUGCUCAAGGCGAAUGUCCAUAUGUUUGCAUGUUGCUCCAGCUGCUGCAGUAUUUCUCUGUCCAGGCCGUUGGCCUUUAUGAUUUCAGGUUUUCUUGACAGAUCAAGACCAAGUGUGUGCUUUGUGAUCAAAAUUGAAUGCAAAAUGUGUUUUUUGUCAGCAGCUCAGCAAAAGUGGAGUCGCGCAGGCCCGCUUUGAAAAAAAUGGUUCACUUCUGGAUCUGUUGUUUGGAGUUCCUUUUGUUGCUCAACAAUUUAACCUUCGCACUGGCUUGAGUGUUUGCCUCCCCGGGCGCACAUUUGCCAGGCAAAUGGUCACUGUGGCGCAGCAGCUUACACAUUUGUUCUUCUUUUUUCUUCCCAGGGCAAUUAAAUCUAAAAUAAGUGCUACUAUGGCUCCGUACUCUCCCUCCCGCUCCAACUCCAGGUCUAAGUCCAGGUCUCGAUCUUUAACGAGAUCUCAGUCGAGAAGCCGCUCGCGCUCAAGAUCCAGAAAACGUCGCUACAGCUCCAGGUCCCGAUCCCGCUCUCGCUCCCGCACUCCCAUGUCCUACCGAAACUAUCCCUCCCGAGACUAUCAGAACAACCGGGGCUACAACCGCGGCUACAACCGCGGCUAUCGGAGGCCCUUCCACUUCCGCGGACGAAAUCGAGGCUACUACCCUCGCGGUCACUAUCAGAACAGGGGAGGCGGCUACGGCUACAAGUCUAACUGGCAAGGCGGCGGCGGGGGAGGCGGCGGCUGGCACGACCGCAAGCGUGACCAGGACAACCGCUCGCACAGCCCCCGCAGGGGGCGCUCCCGCUCCCACACGCCAAACAAGCGAUCGGCCAGCCGCUCGCACUCCCGUCACUCGGACCGCUCGUCGUCCGAGCAGUCUCACCGUUCCAGGGCCUCCAGCUCCUCCCGGUCACGCUCCUCCACGCCGUGCCCUCGCAACAAGGGCAAACCCAGCUCCAAGAUUACGAAGGAGAAGCAAGGCGAGGGCCAAGCGGAGAAGCCGGCGGGGGAAGGCAGCGUGAUCGAGAAGGCCUCCGGAGGCAAAUGGAUCGACUACGACACGGGCCGAGCCGGCUCGGAGACGGCCCAGAAGGACGAAGCCGCGGCCGGCGACGCCACGCCCAAGUCGGGACAAACGGCCUCCUUCGGCGGCUUCGGCUUCUUCUCCAAGGAGGACGCCAAAUCCGGAGAAAAGACGGUGAUCUCGGCUGCCUUCAAAAAGUUCCUGGCGGAAAACAAAAGCAAAAAGCAGGCCGCCGAAAAGGACGACGGUAACGAUAGCGAGAAGAGCAGCGCCGAGCGAGAGCAAGAGAAGGGCAUCAAGUCGGGCGACAUCUUCAGCCUCUCCGUUCCUUUCGGCGACCCCAAGGACGACAAGACCUUGCCGUUCUUCGACGAGGAGGAGGAGGAGUUCCUCAAGUCGCACGGCUUGAAAGACCGGGACGCCGACGAGGACGGCGCGGGCAAAUCCAACCCGAGCUCUCGCGAUAUAUUCGGCAAGUGGGGCGACGAGCCCGCCUAUUCCACCUCCUACCCGCUGCCCAAGGAGAAAAGCCGCCGGGACGAGGAUGCGGAGGCCCUGGAUAAAAUGGUGGAGGAGAUGUACCAGAGCCGCAAGCACAGCAAGAAGGAGGAGAAGGCCAAGAAGAAGGAGAAGAAAGACAAGGAGAAGGAGAAGAGCAAACGCAGCCCCUCCCCGGCCGUCGCCUCCAAAGGCAAGGACAGGCCGCUCUUCCCCGGGGCCUUCCCUUGCGAGGAUUCUCCCGUCCGUCUGGCGUCAUCCAGAGAGGACUUUGAACUGAGAGUGUCGUCUUUGGACGACAUGCCCAGCUCCUCCAUGUCUAAGAGUCGAUUCACGGCCAGAGAUCUGGCGAAUCCCUCGAAGAAAGACCCGGAGUUCCGUUCAAUCUUCCAGAAUAUUCAGUCCGCCCAGCUUCGCAGCAGCCCCACCGAGCUGUUCGCGCAACACGUCGUGUCCAUCGUGCAUUACAUCAAAGCUCAGCACUUCACUUCCUCAGACAUGUCUUUAAGUGAGCGAUUCGCCAUGUACCAAAGGAAAGCUGCCGAGGUAGAAAUGAAGCCAAGGAAGAGCCCCGAAAUCCACAGGAGAAUUGAUGUUUCCCCCAGUGCCUUUAAGAGGCACUCUCAUCUGUUUGAGGAUGUGGACGAGGCGAGUUUCAAGGAUUCAAGCAAAAAGUUCAAAGGCGACACGAUGGACCUUCGCCUGGACAUUGAAAGGCGUAAGAGGUUUGCCGGGAAGGACUACAGGCGCGAGGCGGGCCGGAGCCCCGGAGGCUCCCAAGAGAGGUCCUCUGAGAAAUCUGGCAAGCACCACAAGAAGUCCAAGAAAGGAAAGAAGAAGCGUGAUCGCUCGCCGUCCUCUUCUUCGUCCUCGUCCUCACCCUCACCGACGCCAACGCCUUUCCCCUCGGCCCCGCCGCCUUUCCGGGGCAAGGAGUAUAUGGGAGACGGGCCCGAUCAUUUUGAGGAGGGCUUCUCUCACACGCGCUACCCACCGCGCGACUACGGGGACCGCGGGCACCCCCGGGAUUUUGAGGGCCAGCACAUGGAGGGCCAGAGAGGCAGAGGCCGCGGAUUCUUCCCCAGAAUGAGAGGACGAGGAUGGAACAGGGGCAAUUACCCCGGCAACAACAGCAGCAAUGGCAACCCCGCCAACAUGAAUCCUCAAGGGCGCCCCCCAGAGGAGGAAUGGGAUCCCGAGUACACGCCCAAGAGCAGGAAGUAUUACUUGAGGCCAACGCGUGCACAGCAGGAACAGCCGCAUGACGACCGCGACGGCGAGAAAACCUGGGUGGAUAACCGCGGGCGGGGCCGGGGGUCCUUCAUGCCCCGCCGGGGACGCUUCGUGUACCGCAAGGGAGGCAGCAGCCCCAAAUGGACCCACGACAUGUUCCAGAACGCCGAGCAGCCCGAGAUGGGAGACGACAACGUCGAUGCGGAGCAUAAAGACGGGAAGAAUGCCGACGAAGGCCUGAAACCAUAAACGACCGCUCGGUGCGUCCAUGAGUCGACUCGCUUGUAAAAUUUUUUUUUUUUUUUCUUCUUCUUCCCCUCCUCCUGUAUCUAUCCUCGCACCUCAUUUAAAUCUCACGAUAGCUCGAGUGAGGAAGUUGGUUUAAAGGUUUUUAUGUCAUCUGUCCGAUGAAUACAUGGUUGAUUGUUAAAUCACACUGAGGCAUCAUUAUAUUCAAUAAACACGAGAAAAAAUAUAUAUAAAAAUAUUUGUGCCUUAGAUGAUUUAAAAAAAAAAUACAGUUCCAUGUAGAAGUGUUUUUUGAAGCGGAGAAACCUGCCCGUUUUCUCGUACUUUUUUUUUACUUACUUUUUUUUUUUUGGCCCGAUGACGUAUUGAUGUUAAAAUUGCAUGAACAAUGCUUCUCCCCACGGGACCAAUCGAUAAUUAAUCCUUGCCACCAUUUGGAUUCCCCCCCCCCCCCCCCCAAAAAAAAAAAUUAGCACCAGUUCUUCUGUGAUUAUCAGCAACAUAUGUGUUUUCAUGUAAAAGGUCCACUGGGAAAUAACUUGCUUUUGCUUUCAGAAAAAAAAAAUGUAUACUAGCUAUGUAGGUUUACACGUGUCUCUGGUCGUUUGAACGAAGUGGAUCCGUUUUUCUUAUUUGUAGUUUUGAUUGGCAACCAAAGUUGCGUUACUGUGUACCCAUUUACAAACUCGAAAUCGUUGUGAACUUUUUGCGGUCAGCAAGAUGAUCGAUCGUUUUAAGUGUCAGUUUCGACUCGUCCUAAAAGCGGACGUGAAAAAGAAGAGGCGAAAUGUUUUAAGAACUACUUUCGAGCUGAUUGUCCAUACUGCAUGUAGACGACGCAACGGUGUGAUUGCGGGUUUUUUUUUCUUCUGAGUAGUAGGAAGCUGACAACUUUUAUAUCGUUUGAAGAGCUGUCAUGUUUUGUCUUUUAAUUUUCAAUAAAUGUCCUUUUCUUUGAUUUAGGAAA
Molecule: messenger RNA, 4262 nt
Organism: Hippocampus zosterae (dwarf seahorse)
Lineage: Eukaryota; Metazoa; Chordata; Actinopteri; Syngnathiformes; Syngnathidae
Gene: thrap3b
Product: thyroid hormone receptor associated protein 3b
Exons: 11
Coding region: 602-3295 (897 amino acids)
Biological process (GO): mRNA processing; positive regulation of transcription by RNA polymerase II
Cellular component (GO): mediator complex; exon-exon junction complex
Molecular function (GO): DNA binding; transcription coregulator activity; mRNA binding
Source: RefSeq, a predicted model, not a curated record